Molecule: messenger RNA, 717 nt
Organism: Laccaria bicolor S238N-H82
Lineage: Eukaryota; Fungi; Basidiomycota; Agaricomycetes; Agaricales; Hydnangiaceae
Exons: 5
Coding region: 1-564 (187 amino acids)
Biological process (GO): mitochondrial respiratory chain complex assembly
Cellular component (GO): mitochondrial inner membrane peptidase complex; membrane
Molecular function (GO): serine-type endopeptidase activity
Source: RefSeq, a predicted model, not a curated record
AUGUUCAAUCACUUCUGGACAUGGAAGAAUCCUCUCUAUUGGCUACCCACAGGUUUCGUCCUCUCUCAUUAUUUUUAUAAUGUCAAUGUCAUUUCUGGCAGGAGCAUGCAGCCGACGUUGAAUCCGGAUACUUCGUCUUCCCGAGACGUUGCCAUUUUUCACCGCCAUGCUCUGUUCACCCGAGAUGCUUAUCAGAGAGACGACAUAAUUACUCUACGGUCUCCAGAGGACCCACGACGCACUCUGAUAAAACGAAUCAUAGCCUUGGAAGGUGAUGUCGUUCGGACUUUGCCACCGUAUCCCGCCCGCGACGUUCGCGUGCCAAUAGGCCAUAUCUGGGUCGAAGGAGAUGAGCCAUUUUACAGUGAUGAUAGCAAUAUCUUUGGACCUGUACCGAUGGCUCUUGUUGAAUCCAAGCUGGUUUGCAUUAUUUGGCCAUUGCAUCGAUUUGGCCGAGUAUCAAAGGCAGAGCUCCCACUAUCGCGAAAUGGACCAUCUUUUCGAAGAGCAAUGGCUCAGUUCGAUAGGGAGAGAGCGCGUGAAUCCAGAGUCACAAAAGUCUGAAGAAGCUCAUUGCAUGAAAGUCGACAGAAGGAUAUAACCACUACAGGAUUACCCGUUAUCAGUUGAUGCGGUUGGCCUUCCACCAGCCUGUCGACCAUCAUGGAUCUUGUUGUUACAAUUGUACGCAAGCGCGAAAUCACUCUGCGUCCCGGU